This is a messenger RNA of Perca fluviatilis (European perch), 1123 nucleotides long. RefSeq names its product ELOVL fatty acid elongase 1b (gene elovl1b). The record is from RefSeq and is a predicted model, not a curated record. Gene Ontology annotation, molecular function: fatty acid elongase activity. The coding region runs from base 290 to 1123 and encodes 277 amino acids. Gene Ontology annotation, cellular component: endoplasmic reticulum membrane; endoplasmic reticulum. The transcript has 9 exons. Gene Ontology annotation, biological process: fatty acid elongation, monounsaturated fatty acid; sphingolipid biosynthetic process; fatty acid elongation, saturated fatty acid. Lineage: Eukaryota; Metazoa; Chordata; Actinopteri; Perciformes; Percidae.
UUCCAGCUCCAUCAAGGGGGUUGCGUCGAGAGAUUUAAGCGGAAAGGAAGAGGAAGCAGAGCCGACUUCACGCAGUCGCUGGACGAAGUUAUCAGUCUGCUUUUCGACAGUUUUCGCAGGUUAACUUCCAGCUGCCUGCCUGCCUGCCUGCCUGCCCGCCCGCCCUUAUUGUUUACGGAGAGGCUUUGCCGUCUUGUGAAAGAGGAGUCCACGUUGGCUUUUGAUGAUUUAAGGGGAAAAUUCUAGUUUCAAUAAGAUAAUUGGGUCACAACAACACAAGACGGCAAACAUGCUUCAAGAGAUUCAGGCGAUGGGCUCACAUGCCAUGGAUAUCUACGACUACCUCUUAGCGGGAAUUGAUCCACGGCUGAAGGAAUAUCCACUGAUGCAGAAUCCUAUUCCCAUGUCCUCAAUAUUGCUGUGUUACCUAUUCUUUGUAAUGUACCUUGGACCUCGCAUAAUGGCCAAUCGAAAGCCUUUCCAGCUAAAGGAAGCCAUGAUAGUCUACAACUUCACGCUAGUGGCACUGUCAGUAUUCAUUGUCUACGAAUUCCUGAUGUCUGGUUGGGCCACAACAUAUACCUGGCGAUGUGACGCAGUUGAUACGUCUGACAGUCCUCAAGCACUUCGAAUGGUCCGAGUGGCCUGGCUGUUCUGGUUCUCCAAGAUUAUUGAGCUCAUCGACACAAUGUUCUUCGUUUUGAGGAAAAAGCACGGCCAGGUCACCUUCCUGCACAUCUUCCACCACUCCUUUAUGCCCUGGACCUGGUGGUGGGGAGUUGCCUAUGCUCCUGGUGGAAUGGGAUCUUUUCAUGCCAUGGUGAAUUCCUCCGUCCACGUCAUCAUGUAUUUCUACUACGGCCUUGCUGCUGCUGGACCACGCUUCCAGAAGUUUUUGUGGUGGAAGAAAUACAUGACUGCCAUUCAGCUGACCCAGUUUGUCCUGGUAUCUCUCCACGCUACCCAGUAUUACUUCAUGGACAGUUGUGACUAUCAGUUCCCAAUGGUGCUCCACCUCAUCUGGAUGUAUGGAACCUUCUUCUUUGUGCUCUUCUCCAACUUCUGGAUCCAAGCUUACGUUGAAGGGGGUUGGGUUCAAGGAGUAGCGUAUGAGGCGUGCUAA